This is a messenger RNA of Penaeus monodon (black tiger shrimp), 1267 nucleotides long. RefSeq names its product RIB43A-like with coiled-coils protein 2. The coding region runs from base 1 to 1254 and encodes 417 amino acids. The transcript has 9 exons. The record is from RefSeq and is a predicted model, not a curated record. Lineage: Eukaryota; Metazoa; Arthropoda; Malacostraca; Decapoda; Penaeidae.
AUGGCCCCCGACCCCCAACCGCCCCCCGCCAGCGCCCCCUCCUUGAGCAAGCCAGGCCCUCCCCCCCCACCGGCGCCUCCUGAAGCAAACCUCCCCCCAGGGACCUUCGGCAGCAGCGCCCACAAGAGCCGAGUGGCCACGGUGAGCGCCGGAUGCCCCGCCCUGCCCUCGUGGGUCCUGGACGAGCGAGAGGCGGCCAGGAUCGCCCGCCGACGUCGCCUUCUGCAGGAGAGAGCGCACAGGAUUCACCAGCCGAGGGUCACGUCCAUCGCGGUGGAUGUUCAAGCUCUGUCUAGCCAGGUGGAAGAGAGGCGCCGCUAUGAGGAGGAGGAACGCCGGAAAGAGGAGGAAUUCAUGCGUCUGGCAGCCACACAGGACCGAGCCGCGCUUCUCCUACAGCAACGUGAAGAUGAGGCCCGAGCGAACCAGCGCCACGACCUGACCAAGUUCUGGCGGGAGGAGCAACGACCUGAGCGCCGCCGCGAGUACGACCUCAACUGCCACGACCACCUCAUCUCCACGCUCUACGACCUCUCAUUCGAAGGGGAGGAUGAGAAUCUGCCGGAGCGAGUGAAGGCGCAGAGGCAGCAGACGGAGGCGUGGUUGAGGCAGCAGAAGGAGGAGAAGCGAGUGCGAGGCCUGCAGGAGAGGGAGCAUGAGAGACUGCUUCAGCUGGAGGAGAUGGAAGCUGCAGAGAAAGCGAGGCAGAUGGAGGAAGCUGAUAGACUCUGCCGACACGCCCAGAGGCUGGCUGAUGAACAUUAUAAUAAAGAACUGAGCCAAGAGCGACAGAGAGCCAAGGAGCAGCAGAGGCAGCAGGAGUGGCAGCAGGAGGAACAAGAAUUAAGAGGUGCCAUCUUCGGGAGUUUCCUGACCGAGGAUCCUGCCAUGGCUCACUCAGCCCUGGGCCCCCAUAGGGUGAUUACGGACAGAUGGAAGGGAAUGUCGCCGGAACAGAAGGAGGAGAUUCAGGACAUCCGCGAGAGGCAAAUGGAGGAAAAGAAGCGGCGCGACGAAGCUGCUCAACGCGAACGCCAGGAGUGGGAGGAGCAUGCGGCGAGGGCGGACCGAGUGGGCGUGCUCCUGGAACACCGGGACGCCAAGGCCAGGAGACAACAUGAAGCGACCCUCGUCUCCGCCAACAGCGUCUUGGCGAGCGAUCAGAGGCAACAGGAACAGCGCAGGAAUCAGCUGUACACUUUAAACAUCCCUAACGAGGAUUAUUAUAACCAGUUUGGGAUAUAUCCACGUUGAGGAUGGGGGGUGA